This is a messenger RNA of Apis laboriosa (Himalayan honeybee), 668 nucleotides long. It is a transcript of the gene mRpL11, whose product is annotated as 39S ribosomal protein L11, mitochondrial. Gene Ontology annotation, cellular component: mitochondrial large ribosomal subunit; ribosome. Gene Ontology annotation, molecular function: large ribosomal subunit rRNA binding; structural constituent of ribosome. The coding region runs from base 31 to 621 and encodes 196 amino acids. Lineage: Eukaryota; Metazoa; Arthropoda; Insecta; Hymenoptera; Apidae. Gene Ontology annotation, biological process: translation. The transcript has 3 exons. The record is from RefSeq and is a predicted model, not a curated record.
UUCAAAAUUAUAUGAUAAAACUUUAUAAAAAUGUCUAGUAAGAUAAUUAAAAAAGGAAAUGCAUUGAAAAAAGUAGUGAAAAAAGUAGAACAUCGUACUCCUUUGCGAGUAAUUAUUCCUGCAGGAAUGGCAAAUGCUAAACCACCUUUGGGUUCACAACUUGGACAGAGAAAUAUUAAUGUAGCAAAUUUUUGUAAAGAUUUUAAUACAAGAACUGAAAACAUUAAAGAGGGUAUACCUUUACCAUGUCGUAUCAAAGUAAAAUCUGAUGGAACUUAUUCUUUAGUGAUUCAUAAACCACCAGUAACAUUUUUUUUGAAACAAGCAGCUGGAAUUCUAAAAGGAAAAGUGAUAAAAGAUGAAGUAGCAGGAAAAAUAACAUUUAAACAUUUAUAUGAAAUUGCCUGUGUUAAGGCACAAGAUCCACCUUUAGCAUUAUUAAGUUUACCACAGAUUUGUGAAAUGAUUGUUGGUAUAGCUCGAACAUGUGGUAUUCAAAUUGUACGUACAUUAGAUCCAGAAGAACAUGCAAAAUUUAUGAAGCAAAGGAAAGAAAAUUAUAUGAAAUUCCGUGAAGAAUUAGAGGAAAUUAAAAAAUCCAAAGUACUUAGGGCAAUUUAAAAUAUUAUAUUCAAAUAAUUUAUUAUAUAUUAUUAAUAAAAGUAAGA